AGCUGAGACCUGACUGGAGCUCAUACAUGGCCACCUUCCCACCCAUACCUUGGAAACGAACCAGAGAAACAACGUAAUGUUACCAGGAGGCAGAGGAAAAAGCAGAUUGUUUGACAAGGUCUAGAAAUCUGAAAACAAUGAUUCCUAUAACCCUCCAUUACAUCCACCUUCUCAUCGCUGUGUUCAAUCAUGUCAACUGUGGCACAUUCUCCAGAAGCAAAACAAAGUCACAGAUACACCAUCCCCUGCCACAAUACAAUGAUGGGCCUCCACAACAGCCCUUCUUGGGGAAUGAGAUGCCGUUACUGGGACAGUAUGGUAUGGAACUCCCACAACUUCCAUUUGAGUUAGGCAAGGAGCACCUGUUGACAGAAAGUAAAGGACAAACAUUUGUCAGAGGAGCCAAAGGUCCACCUCCCCCUGGUCCUGUUGGAGAAGGUUUCCGCAUUGGACCUCAGGGAGUUCCUGGCCCACCGGGACCUCAAGGACCACCAGGGCUGCCCGGACAGGGAUUGCCAGGAAUGCCAGGAAAAGCAGGCCCUGCUGGUCCUCAAGGGUACCCAGGAAUAGGUAAACCAGGAAUGUCGGGAUUGCCUGGAAAACCAGGAGGACCUGGAUUGCCUGGACCACAAGGUGAGUCAGGACCCAGUGGUCGUAAUGGAGCAAAUGGACUUCCCGGUCCUCAAGGACUUCCAGGUCCACCUGGCCUCCCUGGAAUUUCAAAACUAGGGGGUCAAGGCCUUCCUGGACAAGUUGGCCUUAAAGGAGAACCUGGCCCAAGAGGUACCCCUGGGCUUCCUGGUCAGCCUGGCUCCAGAGGGGAUAAAGGAAUUGGUAUACCUGGUUUACCUGGAAUAAAAGGACCCAGUGGACCACCUGGGCCACCUGGAAAUGCUGGAAUGCCUGGGAUUGCCAAACCCGGUGUAAAUGGUCUUCCUGGCCAGCCAGGUUUGUCAGGGAAGUCUGGUCCUAAAGGUGAACCCGGGCCAGGAGGACCACCUGGUGAUAGAGGCCAACCAGGUGUACCAGGCUUAUCGGGAAUUGGAAAACCAGGGAAGGAUGGUUUUUCAGGUCAACCUGGGAUUCCUGGAGGGAAAGGUGAAACAGGUUCUCCCGGAGUACCAGGAAUUCCAGGUAUGCCUGGUUAUGGCAAACAAGGGUUUCCAGGACUGAAGGGUCACAAAGGACACAGCGGCUUUCCUGGAUUAUCAGGUCAAAAAGGAGAAAGGGGGCUUGAAGGCCUUCCCGGCGUUAUUGGUCCGACAGGUUCAAGUGGUAGACCUGGUCCCCCAGGCCCAAUUGGGCCUUCUGGUAGCGUUGGCUUCCCAGGGCAGAAAGGUGAAGAUGGUGAAAGUGGGUUUAAAGGAAAUCCUGGAUUAAAAGGGGAUUUAGGGUUACCAGGCCUUCCGGGACAGCCAGGCUUCAUAGGUGAGAUGGGACAACCUGGACUAAGAGGAUUUCGAGGACCAACAGGUCCUAAAGGGGAACCAGGUGACAGGGGUUUAUUUGGAAGUCCUGGUGCUGCAGGAUUACCUGGGCCAAGAGGAGAGGUAGGCCAACCUGGGGAUAAAGGCCAUCAAGGACCACAAGGGAUUCCAGGACUUUCAGGACCAGGUGGACCAAUAGGACCUCCUGGAAUGCCUGGUCAAAAAGGAGAAACAGGCCCUCCUGGGGUACCUGGAUAUCCUGGUAAUGGAAUACCUGGACCUGCUGGUCAGAUCGGUCCUAAAGGUAACGCUGGGCAGAGUGGACCUCAAGGACUUCCCGGACCACCAGGGAAACCAGGACUUCCUGGUCUUCCAGGACCCCCUGCAAGAUACCCAGACCAUGGACAAACUCUCUCGGUAUCAGGUCCAUAUGGUGGUAAAAAACAAGCAUAUAAAAAGCCCAAUUAUGGUGGUUACAUUGGUGGAAAUGCCUUGGAGAUGCCAGCUUUUACAGCAAAGCUAACCAACCCAUUCCCUCCUGUAGGUUCUCCCGUGAUUUUCGACAAGGUUCUACACAACAGCAAUCAGGACUACAGUCCUCAAAAUGGUGUUUUUACAUGCAGCGUACCAGGAGUAUACUAUUUUUCCUACCAUGUCCACUGCAAGGGGGGCAAUGUGUGGGUGGCACUAAUGAAGAACAAUGAGCCCAUGCUGUACACUUACGAUGAGUGCACCAAGGGCUUGCUGGAUCAAGCAUCAGGUAGUGCUGUUCUCCCUCUACAGCAGGCUGACACUGUUCACGUACAGUUGCCAUCUGACCAGGCAGCGGGCCUUUAUGCAAGUCAGUAUGUCCAUGCCAUUUUUUCUGGAUACGUGUUGUACUCAAUCUAAGUGAAAAAUUAAAAUGCUACAGUGGACCCUUAUGCUACGAGCACCUCACUUUGCGAGUUUUUCCAUGAUAGGAGCAUCAUCAUGAGAGAAAAUGAGUCUCAAUCUGUGAGUGAAUUUUCACCAAUCGAAUCCCAGAAAAGCCUCUCUCUCACUUGGAGUGUCUGGGUGCCUCGGCAUCCCGCCAAGUGUCAUGCGAGCGCUCACAUUCGCUUUGUCUUGCCAAGUGCCUCGACGUACCGCUAGGGGGCGUAGGAGCAUAUCGCAUCAACAGAAUCCCCCAUCUACCCACUAGUGAUGGGAUAAACAGUAAACUUGAGGGAACGAAGUCAUUAUGAUUCGUUCAAUAAAAAGAUGCGUUCAAACGAAUCGUUCCACGAUUCGUGACGAAAGGAAGGAAGUGACUUUGCCGAAUGAAUCACCAAAGAUCGCUUAGCAACUUAACUGAAUGGGAAGUGACAUUGCUUAGUCCCUCCCUUUCUUGCACAUGGGCUCCUCAUUGGCCGGUCGGCCUAGAUUUAUAAGUGAGCGUCACUGAGCAACAGACGCUAUUAUUCUGUUUCCGCUCCCUCCACGCCGCUGCAAUAGUGAAAGCUAACUUUCGCAUUGUCUAUUAUAUGUCUAUGGGAUCAAAGUAAUGGCUCGUGCUUGCAAAUUUUAAACAUUUUCCUUUUUCCAUUUUUUUGGGGGGGGGAAGCAAAGCCUUUCUCGAACAUGAUCAAUAUCCAAAAUAUACACAUAUACAAUAUUGACGCUACCAGCCUACAUGACACGACUGCUGUGGCGUAACUCAAAUAAAAAGAGAAACCAAAACUCUAAUUGCUAAAUAUGGAACGACCAACACAUCAUAUUUACCACCACGCUUCGUUGUAUUUUAUUUCAUUUUAUUCUAUUUUAUUUUUUUAAUGAUCAUCACGAUUAUUUUUUUCGGAACUAUUGUUAAAGUGUAUAUAGCUGGUUGUCAAAUUUGUUACCCUGAAAUAAAAACUAUGAAACGAUACAAAAUUUUGAUACAAAAAAGUUUCACAGCAAAUCAGUAUUAAGACGAUUGUAUUGAAAUGUAAUUUUUGCACUGGUAUUGAUAAAUAAAUAAUCCCGUCAGCUCCCCGCUGUCGUUCCCUUAUCUGAGAUUGCCAAAUGCUGAUGAGAAAUAAUCGUUUACUCUUGACAAUAUGUCACCUUUCCACUCUCAUGAGUUUGUUAAGAAAAUGGACACAUAUAGGUACAUCCCUUGUGCCGCGUGCGCUUAGUUUUUGGGCGCUUGAGUAGCACAGGAUGGAUAGAUGGAUUCCACAAUAAUUUGUCAAAUUUGCACCCCAAUCAACACCUGACACGCUCUGACACGAAAAAAAUAAAUUAUACACUCGGAAAAAAAAAAAGAAACAUGAAAAUAGAUUCAUUGCAAAUCACUAUUAUGGUGAUUGUACCAAAUAGUCAUUUUUCCUGUGCACAGAUGAGAUAAAUUUUACUGCUGUGAAGUCCCCUGAACCCAGCUCGAGUCAGCUCUCUCCCCCACCCCCAUGACGUCUACUGUAAAGUUGAUAGGAUGUUGUCAAAUGUAGUCUCGAGUCUGGUGAGAAAAGUAGUACACAAAACCAUGCUCAGCAAAAGUAAUGUAGUACACUAAACAAUGCUCCGUAUGUUAGUGUGGUGUUUUCAUGCGUUUGAGUACCAUAUGAUAUGCUCCACAUUAAAGAAUGUGAAAAUCCCUUUCCUUUCAGUUCUUGCCUCGUUUACUGCUAGGCUUGCCACCCGUCCCUUGAAAUACGGAAUCGUUCCAUAAUUGGGAAUUAAAAGUUGCGUUUCGUAUUGAACCAAUACGGAACGCAGUUUAUUCCAUAUUUCACAAUUGUCCCAUGGGGCGACCCCACGCGACCCACGGCUCCGGCGGCGGGAAGGGGCGGGCGGCGGUGCGCCCAGCCCAUGCACGUCUGUAACACAAAAACACACACCUGGCUGCGCUCAUCAGUGACCACUGAGCCAAGAAUAAUGAACAAAAAGGGCAGGAGAUAUUAAAGACAGCAAGAUAGUUAUCUGCCUGCCUGCUGCUGUCUGCUCUGCACUGUGCUCCACUUCGGGUUCGUUUAUUAGUAACUUCGCUCGUUCGGACACCCCACCUCAUCCUCAAAAGGGGACACGUCUCCAAAAAAUAGACUGGAGCGGGAAGAGGGUAACUUGUGGCUCGAUAGAGGCACUGAUGAUGAUUAUAAAGCGAACUGCAAGGCAAGCAGGAAAGUUUUUGCAGUGUCUCACGGAGGUGUAAAGCAGCAUCCUGCAGGGGACCUCCACAAACGAAAUAUAAGAUCCCAGAAGAGCCUUUGUCACAAUUCUUUGUACCUGAAACAUCCCCUGAGCUUAAUUUGGUAUGGCAUUAUGCUCUUGUAUAUGGAUAACAUAUAGGCUAUAUUUAUAUUUACCUUCAUACAGCUUGCAUUGAUAGGAGCAUGGCUAGGCUAUUUCAGUGGCUACUCUGGUUGAUUAUUUUCAGGAAUGUUGAUUUUUUUUUUUUUUUUUUGAAACAUGCAUUUAUUAUCAAUCAAUAUGGAAUUAAUUUAUGUACCCAUAAAGAACAUCUUAUUUUGUUACGCUAACUAAUGCUCCUCAUUUGGAAUUAUUACUAAUAAAUUAACAGCAAAUAAACACUGAACAGUCCUACUACGAAUACAGUAUAUACUAUCUAUUGAUUAAUAGUGAUACCAAAAUUAAAGCAAUAAUUUCACAUCAUCCCACUCCUACCCUCUAAAUUACUGCAGUGAUGUGACACAGGUACACCACACAGUAAAACGUGGCCAGCCAGAGCUACAAUAGUGCUGACUGUGGACACAGGCUCAAUCAGAAGAUUUUUAUAUGAUUCCAAAACAGUGAAGAAAAUGACUUUGGGGAGAACAAAGCAAGAGGCACUGUUGAAACAAGUCCUGGUUCCAAAGAAAGUGGGUGAUGUGCUCAAAAUCUUAACAUCACCCAUCCCAAUCUCCAUACAGACCGAUGAAUCGAAUAAAUUGAGCAGGAAAUGUUAUCCCUAGCUGUCCAGUACUUCAGUCCAGAGUCUGGGCUCACCAACAAAAUGCUGGACUUCAUACAGAAUGCAGACGAGUCAGCUGCUGGAACUGUAGCUCUCCUGGAACAUUCCCUUAAGAAAUUUGGCUUGUCAAUGGAUCACGUGACCGGAUUCAGUGUCGACAACACAAAUAUUAAUUACGAUAUUCACAACUUUGUUUUCACUAACCUGCAGAAAAAAACAAAACUAUCUGCUGCAUGGAAACUGCCAUGCCCACAUAGUGAACAAUACAGUUUUCUCAUCUAAAAAUAGACACAUUUCGAUGCAUUUUAGGAGUUUUGGGGAUGCCCCUUUUUUUCGCCCGUAAGGCUUUGGGCGCGAGGGGGGGGGGGGGGCGUCCCUUAUUUCCAUUUCUGAAAGGUGGCAACCCUAUUUACUGUGUGACUGGAAAGUCAAGUCAUGUUGCAGAACGAAUCAUCUCAGCAAUCUCGGUCAGGACCGAGUAAGUGUACGGUAAGUGACAUAACUCAGUCUUGCCCCUGCCUGCUUAUUGGCCACACGUGGAAGUGACUGACAGACGCUCUGAUUCUGUUUUCGCUCCCUCUCCUGCCCGCGAUGAGGCUGACGUCUUGUCAUGCAUCACAUCAGAUGCUGCAUCUUGGUCUCAACUCUUAACGCCCUUCCACGCAAGUCCCAAUUUUCCUUAAGAACGAAUCAGUGCAGAAGGUGAUUAGUAGUGAUGGCCAAAUGAAGCCUUAUGAAGCAAUGAAGCUUUGCAGCCAAUUGGUUUGCACAUGUAGCAAAGCUUCAUUGUGCUUCAUUUACUCUAUGGCGCCAUCAAGUGGUCUACAAGCCCAAGAGGUCAACAUUGUUAAGAAUUCAAUGGUUAUUUGAUUAUGAGAAAGAUAUGAAUGUGCUUAUGUUAGUAAUUUAGUAUGUGAACAAAAUAACAAAACAAAUAUAACAAAACAAGUACUAAGGAUAAUUUGUUAUUAAUUUUUGUUGAGAAAUAAUAGCUUUCCCACAGUGGCUGGCUUUAAACGGUUUCUUUUUUUUGGACAAUAUUUCACCAGCUUUAGAAAAUAUUCUUCUUUCACAAGGCACAGAUGAAGCUGGGGUGCUGAUAAAUGUGAGUGUCAGUUUUUAUAAAUUUGGGUAGGUAUUCUUUUGUGCCUCCCAGUACACUAAUGGAUUGUUCAUUCUGUUGAUGUUUGGUUCAGAUAGGUACACACACUCACAUUUAUAUUAAUGUAGUUCUUCUCCCUUACCUUAUUGAAAGCAAUCAAAUGAAAAUGUUCCCAUACAGGGGAGGAUCGCUUUUUUUUUUGCGCAAUUUCCAUCGCAAGCAAAGGACAAGGCUCGAAAAAAGAUUGCACUGGUUGCACUGUUGCGCACAGAUCAUGUAACAAGUACAGGAGCCCGAAAUGCACAAAAUGUGAGAUAACAGGCGAUCGCCAUUGCGUUUUGCAACCAAUUUAUACCGUAGUCUGUAGCCUACUGUGUUUGCAAUGCGCGCCGAACGUCGGAUCACUUCCGAAGCAUACAUCAGCUUCAGCCGGCCGGCGAGGCUUCUCACGCCAUCAUUUCCGGGUUCUGCCGAAAUGACGCGCGCCUCGCUACAAGCCUCGUGGAAACACCCCUCCCAUUACUCGACACAAGCUUCGGAACCUCGGCCCAUUUCGUCCCAUCACUAGUGAUUAGUUCGGUCUUGUUCCUCCAUUCAAAAAGAACGAAUCGUUCAUGACCGACACAACAUUACUGCCCACCUGGUGCUGAUUCUCGCUGUCUCCAAUGAUAAAAUUUUGUAUCUAAGUGCAUCCGAGUCAUUUUUGCUUUCCUGUGAACACAAGUGAACAUUAACCAUAUCCUCCAGCAAAAUAGCAACCAAAAACAGUGGUGAGAAAAAGAAAAUAAUGCUCAGAAUUUAAACAAUGCAAGAAAUAAUAGGAAAACAUGAAAAGUGUGUUAGCGAUCUUUGUAAGGAGUAUAAGGAGGCUAUAAUGGAUAUGUCUGCCUCAAAGGGAAUGGCCACCCUCGCUAAUAAAAGAACCAUAAUUAUUGUAUGUAUGAGUGCCCGUUCUCUCUCCUCCUGCACUCCCGCCUUGAAUUUUCGUUAUGUUGCUACAGCCCUUGUGGUAAAUUUUUGUAAAUAAUUAUUUGGUUUUCAUAGAUUUUUAAAUUUAUUUAGCUUUAACAAUGAUGCCUUGAAUUAUCAUCUAAGGGUUACACUGUGGGUCAUUGGAACUGUUGCACGGAUUAACUGUUAUUCACUUAUUUCAUGUUUAGAAAAUAUAUUCAUAUUUAGCAUUCACGUUACAAGAUUAGUCGUGGAACGGAUUGUGCUCGUUCGUAUCAUGAGGGUCCAUUGUAUUUGAAAAUUCAAUGAUUGUUGAAGGAAAUGUAAAAAUUAAGUAAAUUGAAAAUGUUUUGUCUGAUGUUGAAUUAAAAUCAUUAUGUCCGUAUUUACAAGUGAACAAAGUGUCCUUAACUGUGUUGGAAGCUCUUAUGUUACAAAUACAGUAUUGUACAUGCCUUACACCAGGGGUCUCCAAACCAGUCCUCAAGGGCCCCAGCAGGUCCUGGUUUUUGUUCCAACCGAGCGAGUACAGGCAGUUUAACCAAUAAGGUUUCUGCUAAAAUAGGCAGAACCUGACUGCAAUCAACUGAUUACAAUUGUAAGACACCAGAUUGGUGUAACGGUGUCGUCCUGUAUUGUUGGAUUGAAAUCAUGCACCCACUGCGGUCUUAUGUGGAAUAGUUUGGAGGCCCGUGCUUUACACUUUUAUUUUAUACUUUUGAGGCAGCAAAUACAGUACAUGACUGUCUCGUGACAAUAUAUGAUAGAUGAAAUAUAAAUCUCUCAGUCAUUGUUACAUGACAAAGGAGGAAACGAUAGAAACUUUUCGUGGUGUGGUUUCCUUUAUUUGUAAAGCAUCGAACCCAGCUACAACAACAAAACGGGCUAAUGUGUUAAGUGCUAUCAUGCGCCACGGAACAAUGCACUUAGGACAACACGGAAAAUACAGAUUUUGCAAAUGCAUGCUGCCAUAUUUUCAGGAUCAAAACACCAUUCCGCCCGGCCCCGAAUCAUUUACGGAAACGGCGUACCAGACUGUUCCGACCCACUUGCACCCCUAAACAUAUCUAUAAAUCUAAGUGUUUGGAGAACAUUGUAUCUGGUUCUAACCGUAUUUCUAAGGUUGAAGAUGUAUUAGUACAGGCUGAAGGUGUGCCAAAUCUCCACUCAAGUAGUGGUUGUUCUUCUUGUGGACACUAACUUUUAAGUCCUACUCCUCAUUCGUGAACUGAUCGUCUUGAAACUUUGUAACUAUGUAGCAUGGGCCAGUAUCGAUCAAUCCUCAG
Corythoichthys intestinalis (scribbled pipefish) is the source of this 8676-nucleotide messenger RNA. RefSeq names its product collagen alpha-1(VIII) chain-like. NCBI's taxonomy places the organism in Eukaryota, Metazoa, Chordata, Actinopteri, Syngnathiformes, Syngnathidae. The coding region runs from base 138 to 2318 and encodes 726 amino acids. The transcript has 3 exons. The record is from RefSeq and is a predicted model, not a curated record. Gene Ontology annotation, molecular function: protein binding.